This is a messenger RNA of Boeremia exigua, 813 nucleotides long. RefSeq lists its product as uncharacterized. The transcript is spliced from 3 exons. Lineage: Eukaryota; Fungi; Ascomycota; Dothideomycetes; Pleosporales; Didymellaceae. The coding region runs from base 1 to 528 and encodes 175 amino acids. The record is from RefSeq and is a predicted model, not a curated record.
AUGGCCUCCCUGUCCUCUCCGAACGCUUUGGAGAAGACCAUGCAAGAAUUGUUCGACGAUGCUGAGAUUGUAUUGCCGGUGGGCUCUCCAAGGGCUUUCGGCGCUCGGCGCUUUGCACUCCAAGGAAUCUAUCUCAGAACCUUUUCUUCUCAGAUGAUGUUGCUGCGCCCGGACUAUUCUCUUGCGCUGACCGGAUUUGUUGGCGCCGAAAUCGGUGACGAUCACACCGGCUUUGGAGACGGUGGCCGUGUGCGCGAAGAAUUCAUGAAAUUCGAUGAAGAAGCAAUGCAAGGCUGCGUCGAGGAAGAUACCUAUUACCGGGCGACAUUUGUGUGGAGACUCAGAAAGAAUGAUUAUGUAGAUGAUCCAUCUUCGGCGGGAACAGUCUGCUCGGAGCCGUGUUUUCCAGUCAAGGGUGGGUGCAAACCGUAUGAUGACAACAGGAAAAUCUUCGAUAAAAGAUUCUUGAACAAUAUGUGGCAAGAGCUAGAAGAGGCGAGGCUGGGUAUGGUGUUGGUGAAAGCAUAGACAACCGUCGGCGAGGUAGCCGAGGACAUUGUGUCCCUUGCAUUGAAGGUAAACAUCGCAGUCACAGACGAUGAGGUGGAAAUAGAUGGGAAGUGGGAGGACGUGUUUGAAGUCGUUGAAACGGGACCAAGGCCGCACACUCGGGUUCUCAGAUUCAACAACACGUACGAGUCCCAACCAGGCAGUAUUCACCCAGUUCAUGUGGCGCACAAGCAGGUACAUACACAAGAAGCUUCCUCAUUAGGGUAGUUGCUGUAAAAUAGAGGUACUCAGUCGUAAUCUAGG